AUUCUCGUCACGUUUUCUCAUGCUUGAGAGUGUGCCGUAGAAGGUAUUUACGCUUGGCCCAAGAACAGGCCUAUGUUGAAACGGGCGGGCGGCCGGGAAGGCUCGUGACAAGUGCAGGAAACAGCCUUGUUAAUGUGGCUCGCUUUCAGGAUGGCAACCCUUGUUCAUCGCUUCUCGAUCUUGCCCUCGCUUCCAUCACACAGUCCAACCUCCUCCUCGUGCCGUCUUGACUACAGUACACAUACUCUCUUCCCUUUGCGGUUAUUAUACAGUCGGUCGCACAGCCACUUCCCCUUAGUAACCGGCCGAGCCCUCACGUGCUGGGCAUUUAGAAUGUUACGCCCCAAGGCAGAAAAAGUAUCUGCGAACCAUACCAUACCAUCUUAUCGAAUUCUUUUGUGGGAGGCGCAGUUAGCCGGACGAUAGCUCGAUGCGAGGGGCAUGUAUGCCGAGUUUUACCCAUGCCGCCUCCAUGUGAUAUCCUCAUAACAAGACCAUGUCGUUGUUGGUAGACAAUGUGAUCGGGUUGCCUCAUUUCUGGUGGAAUAUAUACCAGUUUGGACCUUCACUG
Molecule: messenger RNA, 571 nt
Organism: Xylaria bambusicola
Lineage: Eukaryota; Fungi; Ascomycota; Sordariomycetes; Xylariales; Xylariaceae
Exons: 1
Coding region: 133-426 (97 amino acids)
Source: RefSeq, a predicted model, not a curated record